GCUCUCUCUCUGUGUCUCCAGCAGGACUGAAGACCAAGAGCGCUCAUCUCGACCGUGUUUCUCCUCCUGAUCUCCGCGCACGCAAUCUCCGCUAAACCAAGAAAUAAAACACACGCGCUCUCUCUCUCGUUCAACAGACGCUCCGUUUCCAGCGCCGGGAAUAAAGCUUCAUCCACGUUUGGACUCUUUGUCUCGCAGUUGUCCGCUUUUAUUUUAUUUGUCCCUCUCUGUGAAGGUUCAAGGUGUUUAAUAUGAUGUUCAUGUAUGUUCUGAUGCGCGCUGGCGUUGGAUUAUUCAGCGUCGCUCUGAUCGCCUUUGUCCAGCAGCCAGCCGGCGCUUCUGCCAGCAGAAACCCGCAAGAUGUGGACGAGUGUGCCGAGGCCCUGGACAGCUGCAGUAUGGAUGCCAUCUGUCAGAACACCCUCAAGUCAUACAAAUGCAUCUGCAAAUCAGGAUACAAAGGUGACGGGAAGCACUGUGAAGAUAUCGAUGAGUGUGCCAGUGAAUAUAAUGGAGGAUGUGUUCACGAGUGCAUCAACAUCCCGGGAAACUACAGAUGCACGUGCUACGACGGCUUUCGUUUGGCCCACGAUGGACACAACUGUCUGGAUGUUGACGAGUGUGCGGAAGGAAACGGUGGAUGCCAGCAGAUCUGUGUUAACAUGAUGGGGAGUUACGAGUGUCGGUGCCGUGACGGAUUUCUUCUGUCCGACAACCAGCACACCUGCAUCCAGAGACCCAAAGUGCGUUUUAAUGGAACUAAAGACGUGCCAACCUGCAUGGAUAAAAAUCAUGGCUGUGCCCACAUUUGCAGAGAGACGCCCAAAGGAAGCAUCGCCUGUGAGUGCAGACCUGGAUUUCAGCUCACCAAGAACAGCCGUGACUGUAAAUUGACGUGUAACUAUGGUAACGGCGGCUGUCAGCACAUCUGUGAGGAGAUGGACCACGGACCCAGAUGUUCAUGUCACAUGAAGUUUGCGCUUCACUCUGAUGGGAAGACCUGUGUAGAGGAAAGAAGUACCCCACAUCAGCCACUGCAGCCAGAGCUGUUACCCAAUG
Molecule: messenger RNA, 1059 nt
Organism: Sinocyclocheilus anshuiensis
Lineage: Eukaryota; Metazoa; Chordata; Actinopteri; Cypriniformes; Cyprinidae
Product: signal peptide, CUB and EGF-like domain-containing protein 3
Exons: 7
Biological process (GO): signal transduction
Cellular component (GO): cell surface
Molecular function (GO): calcium ion binding
Source: RefSeq, a predicted model, not a curated record